GUGCUGGAUUGAAAAGCUUGCCCAUAUUCCAGCACUAGUCCUGUACUCCCGUGCGCUAGUGCGCUCGGCGCUGCCCCCGUCCGCCCGCAGUCCGUCCCCGCUCGCCGCCCAUGCGCUCGCCGGCCGCCCCUCGGCGCUCCCCCAUCUCCUCCCGCUCCGCCCCCGCCCUCCGUCUGGUAGUCCGUCGCCGCUCCUCCCGCACGCCAGCACGACCUAGUAGACGGCUCGAAGCGAAGACGGUCCCAUUUCCAGUCUCCGUGGUCAAGAUGGAUUUAGAGGUAUCCGAGGGUUCAGGUACUAAUGCCACCUCGGAUGACCAAUCGGUGCAAACGCUGCCUAGAAGGGCAAAGCUUUUGGAGUAUUUUCAACCGGAGUUAGUUGAGGUCAAUGGCGUGAUGAAGGCUAUUUGCAAAUAUUGCGGGGCGAUGUUGAGGAGUUCAAGCACAAAUAGCCUUAGAAACCACGUUGCGGAUACAUGUCCUAAAAUUUCAGUUGAGGACCGCAAGCAAUUCAUUGCUACAAUGGAAAAAGGACCAGCGGAAGCUUCAUUUGUGUUUGACUCUCAAAAGGCUCGUGAGUGUAUGGUUAAGUGGUGCAUCAGUGCCGAGGUCGCAUUCAACAAGUUUGACGAUCCUUUCUUUGCUCAGUGGAUGGAGUCAAUGCAGCCAUCAUUCAGCGGUGUUGGGCGUCAAACAAUGCAAAAUGAUUGUAUUACCAGAUUCAAGAUGAUGAGGCAAGAGCUAAGAAAUGAGCUACAAAGUCUUAACUCUCGGAUUUGCUUGACAACUAAUCUUUGGACCUCAAAUCAGAAGUUGGGUUAUCUUUGCUUGACAGCCCACUACAUUAAUGCAGACUUUAUCUUGAAAAAAAAGAUUAUUGCGUUCAAAUAUUUGAAAUAUCCACAUACAGGCCUAGCAAUCAAAGAAGGAAUUACAGAGUGUCUCAAAGAGUGGGGGAUAAAAGAGAAGAUGUUUACUAUCACAUUAGAUAAUGUUUCUAACAAUCUGUCAGUGCGUGACCUUCGAGAAAGUGGGCUAUUUGGAGGCGAUCUUCGUAUUGUCCAAUGUUGUGCACACAUAUUGAUUCUCUUAGUUCAAGAUGGAAUGGCAAUUGCUCAUGGAGCAAUCUAUAAGAUUCGUGAGCUGGUCAGACAUAUCAAUUCCUCACCCUCCCGCAUACAAGCUUUUAAUGGGAUUGCUGAGAGGUCUGGAUUGCCUUCAAAGGAUAGAUUAAUUCUUGACGUUCCAAACCGUUGGAAUUCGACACACGACAUGAUUAUGGAGGCCAUUGAGUACAAGGUUGUCUUGAAAAGAUAUGCUGAAGAACAACUUGAGCCUUCACCAAAUGAUGAAGAGUGGACAAAUUCUGAGGCAAUUGGAGAGUUUCUUGAGGCAUUUGAGAAAGCUACAAAAGCAUUCUCGACACAUAGAAGUCCAACAUCUCAUUUGUUUUUACAUAAUGUGCUAUGUAUCCAUCGAACUCUGAGAAAUACAAAUUGGCAAAUCAAUUGUGUGCUUAAGGAUUCGGCACGGGCGAUGGAUGCUAAGUUCGAUAAAUACUGGGAGAAGGGCAAGUAUAACAUGACACUUGUCUUAGCCACCAUACUUGAUCCAUCAAAGAAGAUGGAUUUUUUGGACUUCUUUUAUGAGAAGAUGUCUCAAUAUUUUGUUGACAUCCAGAUAAACGUGGUCUUGGUUAAACAAUGUCUCACCAAAUUAUUUGAAAAAUAUGCAACACUUGUUCAAAUAGAUAAUAAAAGUUCACCUUUUAUUGAUAUAAGGACUAGUAAUUUAGGCUCAACAGUUCUUGGAAAAAGAAGGUUGGAUGAAGAAUUUUCUCAAUGGUCCCAAAUAAGAGGAAGACGUUUUCCAAAGUCUGAGCUUGACACAUACUUAGAGGAAGAACUUGUGAGAAUAGAUGAAAGAUUUGAAAUUCUAAAUUGGUGGAGGACAAAUGCAAACAAAUACCCGGUGCUUUCAGCUAUGGCGCGUGAUAUUUUAGCAAUACCUUUGAGCACUGUUCCUUCGGAGUUUGCGUUCAGCGCUGGUGGUCGUAUUCUUGAUGAUAAUCGAAGCACAAUGACACCAGAAACACUUGAAUGCUUUGUAUGCUGUAAGGAUUGGUUAUAUGAAUACCCAAAUAUUCAAGCUUAGUUGAUCUGACUUCCUUCAAACAUGUUGAACAGUACGGCAUUCAAGGUUCAUGUGAUGAUCCAUAAUUAUGGAUUGAUGUGUUGACAGAUUACAUCUUUCUACCUUUGUUGGAAGGAGAUUUAUGCAUCAUUCUGCGGGCUCCUGUAGCUGCUUAGGGAUGACCCUUCCACUGCUGCUCGCUUCAAGCUUGAUCAGAUACUCUUUCUACUGAUACGCAAGGUGUAAAACUGCCGUGUUAUGUGGUAGAUUGGUGUGUGUACUGUUUUCUUUAUGUGUAAAACUGUCUGCUUGAUCAGGGGUGAGUAUUGUUUUCUUUAUCACUCUGGAUUCAUGGUAAUGAGUUCCUAUUUCAGUAUUUCUUGCCAAAAAGAUUGUUGUGCAUUAAGGAUAUUUGACAGAUGUUCUUUGUUAUUUCUCUCAAGACCUGAAAGUUUAUCAACCAAAUCUGCCACUGUAUGCAGUUCUCUGUUA
This is a messenger RNA of Zea mays, 2624 nucleotides long. RefSeq lists its product as uncharacterized. Lineage: Eukaryota; Viridiplantae; Streptophyta; Magnoliopsida; Poales; Poaceae. The coding region runs from base 111 to 2153 and encodes 680 amino acids. Gene Ontology annotation, molecular function: DNA binding; protein dimerization activity. The transcript is spliced from 5 exons. The record is from RefSeq and is a predicted model, not a curated record.